AUGGCCAUAAUCGGUGCGAAAGAGGAGCACGUCGACCCGCGGUUGACGCGCAUUGCGAAGGCUGACAAGAAGCCGUGGUAUAAAAAGACAAAUCUGCGAUUCUUGUACCUCAUUCUUGUUCCCACUGGGCUGGGAGUGGAAUGGACGUCUGGCUUCGACUCGUCCAUGAUGAACAGUCUGCAAGCCGUCAAGUCGUGGUCAGAUUAUUUUGGCAACCCAACCUCUGGGCGCCUCGGCCUCCUCAACGCCAUGUACUCGCUCGGAGCACUCAUGGCGAUCCCGUUCAUCCCUACGGUCAGCCAGUAUCUCGGCCGGCGUCGGACUAUCCUCUUUGCGUCCCUUAUCAUGUGCAUGGGCGCAGGGUUGCAGGCGGGGGCCUACAAUUCAGACAUGUUCCUCGCCUCUCGCUGGGUGCUUGGCUUCGGGAUUCCCUUCGCGAUAGUCAAUGCAUCGUCCAUGAUCGGAGAGUUGUCGUAUGCCAAUGAACGCCCGGUUAUGACAUCGUUGUUCAACGCCUCCUGGUUUGUCGGCGCCAUCGUCGCCGCAGGGACCACCUACGGCACGUUUCAGAUGACCAGCACCUGGGCCUGGCGCCUCCCAAGCCUUCUCCAACUCGUCCCAAGUUUCUUUCAGAUUGCGUUCAUGUAUUGGUGUCCCGAGUCGCCCCGCUGGCUGGUUUCGCAGGAUCGUGGAGACGAAGCGUUCGCCAUUCUGCAAAAGUACCACAGUGAGGGUGCUGACGGCGACGAGUUUGUGAGGCUCGAAUACGCACAGAUUCAGUCAACCAUUGCGCUAGAGAAGGAGCUGGCGAAGUCAUUCGUCUGGGCUGAUGUUGUUCGCGAUCCACCCAUGCGGCGUCGUUUCACGAUUGCUGCCAUUGUGGGUUUCUUCACCCAGUGGAGCGGGAACGGGCUCCUGAGCUUCUACAUGAAGCAAAUCCUGGGCCUUGUGGGUAUCACGGAUAACAGGACGGUGCAGCAAAUCAUCCUGAGCAACACGUGCUGGGGCCUCAUCAAUGCCGUUCCAAUUGCGCUCAUUGCGCCGCGGUUCCCCCGGAGGAAAAUGUUUCUGACAUGUACCAUUGGCACCGCGGUGGUUUAUGUUGUCUGGACCAUCUCGAGUGCUCGUUCGGUGAUUGAGAACUCGUCCAGGGCGGCGAUUCCGGUGCUGGUGUUUAUUUUUGUCUACUCCCCGUUCUAUAACAUCGGCUGGAAUGCCCUCGCUUACACCUACAUGGUCGAGUUAUUCCCCUAUCAGCAACGCGCCAAAGGCAUCUCGGUCGAGCAGCUCACCGUUCGAUUUGCCGUCUUCUUCAACACAUACGUCAACCCAAUUGCCCUUGAUGCCAUUGGGUGGAGGUAUUAUAUUGUGUAUUGUGUCUGGAUCCUGGUCGAGAUUGCCACCGUGUAUUGGUUGUUCCCCGAGACGCAUAACCGCACGCUCGAAGAGCUCAGCUUCAUUUUCGAGGGCAAGGCUGUGCAAGAGAAAGUGGAGCGGAAUGUGGACAAGGCACUGCAUGUUGAGAUGGAGCCCGUUCAGAGAGCGUCAUCAAAAAGAGAAGUGGAAACCACGGAGCUCAGGGUGUGA
Molecule: messenger RNA, 1587 nt
Organism: Canariomyces notabilis
Lineage: Eukaryota; Fungi; Ascomycota; Sordariomycetes; Sordariales; Chaetomiaceae
Product: general substrate transporter
Exons: 3
Coding region: 1-1587 (528 amino acids)
Biological process (GO): carbohydrate transport; transmembrane transport
Cellular component (GO): membrane
Molecular function (GO): carbohydrate:proton symporter activity
Source: RefSeq, a predicted model, not a curated record